CGAACCAUGGGAGCCGUCCAACCGUCCCCAAGCUCCCACUCGAGCGACCUCGUUCGCUGCUCAACCGGCGUCAGUCUCACGGAAGUUUACCCGAGGCAGACAUGGAAAAAGUUGUCAUUAUAACCGGCGCCAACAGCGGAAUCGGACGAGCCUUGUGCGAAAGGCUUCUCGCGGAGGACGUCCAGCUCCGUUUGUGUCUCGCCUGCAGAAACACGCAGCGGGCCGAGACCGCCCGCUCUGCCCUCUUGACCUCUCACCCCGAGGCCCGCGUGGACUUACUGCAGCUCGAUGUGGGUUCCGUGCAGUCAGCGCUCGCUGCUGCCCGAGAGCUCAAGGCCAGGUACAAAAGAAUUGACUUUUUGUAUCUAAAUGCAGGAAUAAUGCCCAAUCCACAAGUGGAUAUAAAAGCUUUUUUCAAGGGUUUGUUCUCAAGAAAUGCCAUCAACAUGUUUGCGACAGCACAGGGUCUUUUAACACAGCAGGACUGCCUCAACUCUGACGGUCUGCAGGAGGUUUUCGCCACAAACCUGUUUGGUCAUUUUGUCCUGGUCAGAGAGCUGGAGCCUCUUUUGUGUCAGGCGGGUCACACGUCACGUGUCGUGUGGACCUCUUCAAGUAACGCCCGCCGCACUGCCUUCAGCAUCGAGGACAUCCAGCACAGAAAUGGGACGGAGCCCUACAGCUCGUCCAAGUAUGCCUCGGACAUGCUCAGUGUGGCCCUCAAUAGACACAAGAGCAGUCAGGGGCUUUUCUCCACUGUGGUUUGUCCAGGGCUAGUGAUGACCAAUCUCACUUAUGGUAUACUUCCCUCCUUUUUCUGGACGUUCAUCAUGCCAAUCAUGUGGCUGAUCAGGAUCUUCACUAAUACAUUUACUCUUACACCAUACAACGGAGCGGGGUCACUGCACUGGUUGUUCCUUCAAAAACCGGAAUCUCUGGACCCGAGGGCAAAAUAUCACAGUUUAACAUCAGGACUUGGAGCCAACUACACAGAACCGCGGCAAAUGGACAUUGACGACAGUAUGUGCGAGGUGUUUUAUGAGAAACUGCUUCAACUGGAGAAAGACAUCAGGAGAAGUCUCCCUGACUGACCUAAAUCAACAUUAGCAUCAUGACAAUGACUUGUGUUCUAUGUCAUGGAAAGGUUCACCGAAAAUAUCAACACUGCUCUCGUUUCAUGUGUGCCUAGUGUUAAACGAGAAGUCUGCAAUGAUACUUUUUCCUCAAUCAGUAGCUGUCUUGAUUAACAGAUAUUCAAACAUCCAAUUCAAGCAAACCCAGUAAAAAGCCACCUUGGCCCGGAACAUCUCCCAACCGGUGCCUUGGUUAACACUACUGUAUAUACCAGUAAUGGAAAUGUAUAAAAUGAUCUGUUUGGACCUGGUCAAGGAGGUGACUAAUGUGUGGAAUGCUUAUACUGUAUGUUAGUGAUCUCGUUGAAAAGCAUGAAAGAGGGUGUGGAUUUAAACAUGAGCCUUGGCUUCUUUAAAUCGGUGCCACUUUUGUCAAGCGGAGUGGAUGAGCUACGUGGCAGAUUCCACACACGAAAGACAGAUGUGUUUACUCAACAUGUCCCUGCUGACCACAUGGUUGCUGCUUUUUAUAAACUCCAGAAUCCCACCUAAUCUCCGGAGCAGCUGCUACAGCAUUUUCAAAGUAGAACACUUUUUUUUUUUUUUUUUUUUUUUUUCAGACUCGACGCCAGUGGUCCUCAAACUGGGGUCAGGGGCGCCCGGGGAUCUGAGGGUUGCAAUAAUUGUCAUAUCAUUUUAAAAAGUGCAGAGAGUUCCUCCAAAACUAAAGGCUUAUUAGUGCAGGAAUAUAGUCAGUUUUUAAGAACAAAAGGUGGCAUUUUUAAAUCUAAUCCUAAUUUGGGAGAAUAAAUGUGUCUUUCAGAAUGAAAUGUGUAUUUAAAAAAAAAAAAAAAGGGCUGCAUGGUGAAAGACUGGUUAGCACAUCCGCCUUCCAGUUCUGGGGACCGAGGUUCAAAUCCCGGCCCCGCCUGUGUGGAGUUUGCAUGUUCUCCCCAUGCCUGCGUGGGUUUUCUCCGGGCACUCCGGUUUCCUCCCACGUCCCACAACCAUGCGGGGUAUAGAAGACUCUAAAUUGCCCAUAGGUGUGAAUGGUUGGUUGUUUGUAUGUGCCCUGCGAUUGGCUGGCGACCAGUUCAGGGUGUACCCCGCCUCUCGCCCAAAGAUAGCUGGGAUAGGCUCCAGCACGCCCGCGACCCGCGUGAGGAUAAGCGGAAUGGAAGAUGAAUGAAUGAAUGAAUGAAUAUUUAAAAAAAAAAAAAGAUGUGUUUUUUUUAAUUAUUUUGUUAAAAUAUGACUUUGUUUCCUCAUUAAACUUUGACUUUAUUCUUGUAAGGUUAGAACUUUGUAUCCGGACAAAAUACAUCCUGUAAAGAUUAGUUGUACUGUUACUACAUUACCGAGUGAUUACAGUGAUUCUAUAAAUUCUGUCCAAUGGCUCCCUCUCGUGGUGUGUGAUAGAAUCACUGAAUUAAAUGUUCAAAGAGUUACAGUGGUUUCAACCUUUUAAUCCUUGGCAGUGCUUUUGUUAACAAUUCAGUUGUACUUAGCAUUUAAGUGUGCAAUACAUUUUAAUUGACGCGUUAUUUGAGUACAAUAUUUUGUUGUCCUAUAUUUAAGCGCAGUGUUAUUAUUCAAACUGUGCAUAAUGAUACAGUGGUUCAACAAUAAUAUGUAUACUUUUUAGGAAUCGGGCCUACUAUGCUAUUGUAUUUAAUGGUGGUCGUUAUUGUGGGAGUCAAGUGUUUUUUGACACCUGAUUUGCUUAUGCGGGCCACAUGAAAUCACGGCGUGGGCCAGGCCUGUCCCCCGGGCCUUGAGUUUGACACCUGUGCUGUGAGGGGCUCCCUGAACCCCAAAAGUUUGUGAACCCCUGCGAUUGCAAUUGUGAUCAUGUCCGUGAAAGCUCGGUUGCAAAAAUAAAAACAAAUUGUCCAUGUUA
This is a messenger RNA of Phycodurus eques (leafy seadragon), 2973 nucleotides long. RefSeq names its product 3-keto-steroid reductase/17-beta-hydroxysteroid dehydrogenase 7-like. The transcript has 9 exons. Gene Ontology annotation, biological process: cholesterol biosynthetic process. Gene Ontology annotation, molecular function: estradiol 17-beta-dehydrogenase [NAD(P)+] activity; 3-beta-hydroxysteroid 3-dehydrogenase (NADP+) activity; 5-alpha-androstane-3-beta,17-beta-diol dehydrogenase (NADP+) activity. Gene Ontology annotation, cellular component: endoplasmic reticulum membrane. The coding region runs from base 102 to 1091 and encodes 329 amino acids. The record is from RefSeq and is a predicted model, not a curated record. NCBI's taxonomy places the organism in Eukaryota, Metazoa, Chordata, Actinopteri, Syngnathiformes, Syngnathidae.